AUGUCACUGGACCAGGACAUCUGCUACCUCUGUAAGGAGGACCUAAGGGACCCCGUGUCCAUCCCUUGUGGACACAUCUUCUGCUCCAUCUGCCUCAAGACCUACUGGGAUCAUGCCGACCACACAGGUCAAUACCUGUGUCCUCAGUGCCGGGUCACCUACAACAAGAGGCCUAACCCGCGCCGCUUGCAGUCAUCCCGCAGCUCCUCCAGCCUCAGACACUCGGAACCGUCCCCACCAGCCCCUCCGUCACCUGACUACAACUACGCAGGCCCCAGGGACGUGGCCUGCGACAUCUGCAUCGGCAAGAAGCUCAAAGCUGUCAAAUCGUGCCUGAUGUGUCUGGCCUCAUACUGCGAGAAGCACCUGAAGCCCCACUAUGAGUCAGCCACCUUCAAGAGGCACAAGCUGGUGGACGAGAUCGGCCACCUGGACCGCCAAAUCUGCCCGCAGCACCAGAAGGGUCUGGAGCUCUACUGCCGAACCGACCAGAUGUGCAUCUGCGUGCUGUGCACCGUCAAGGAGCACAAGGGCCAUGACAUGGUGUCAGCUGAGCAGGAGCGCGCCGACAUGCAGCAACGUCUGGGUGCCACGCAGGCUGAGAUUCAGGAGAAGAUCCAUGACAGAGUGAAACAGAUGGAGGAGCUGAAGCAAGCUGUGGAUGCACUGAAGAGUUCAGCGCAGCGAGCAUUGCAGGAGUGUGAAAAGCUUUUUGGAGACAUGCUGCACAGCAUCGAGAGGAUGCAGCAGGAAAUGGCCAAGCUGAUCUCGUCCAACAAGAAGAUGGCACUGAACACAGCUGAGGGCCACAUGGAGCGCCUGGGCCAGGAGAUCGCUGACCUGAAGAGGCGAGACAACGAGCUGACCCACCUUUCGCGCACUGAGGACCACAUCCACUUCAUCCAGAGUUACCACAUGCUGUUAGCUCAGACAGACGCUGAGGAGCUGCCUUCGGUCAGUGUGAACCCCUACUUUUCCUUUGGCUCCGUCACCAAGACUGUCUCGGAGCUGAAACAGCAUCUAAAUGAGUACAGCAAUGAGGAGCUGGUCAAGGUGGCCACCACAGUGAACAAAAUGCCCUUCUGUCAGCUGGACGACCGAAAGAAGAGGAAGACCAUGAAGUCUGAUGAAGUUGACGUGUACAAGACUCGAAGCCUAAACUCUGCCCCCCGCAGCCUGGCACCGCGCAGCCGGGACGAACUUCUCCAGUAUGCCUGUCAGCUAACUCUAGACCCGAACACAGCAUACAGACAGCUGUACCUGUCCCGAGGCAACAGGAAAGCAGCCCUGAAGAGAGAUCCUCAAUCCUACAGUGACAGCGCCCAAAGAUUUGAUUGCCUCCCACAAGUUUUGUGCAAAGAGGCCCUGUCUGGUGGGGCCUACUACUGGGAGGUGGAGUGGAGCGGGGAGGGAGCCUCCAUAGGCAUCACCUACAAAGGCAUCAAGAGGACAGGCUAUGGGGACUCAGCCAGAAUUGGCUACAACCGCAAAUCCUGGAGCCUCUUCUGCUCCGACUCCAGCUACUCAGCCCGCCACAGCAAAGACCAGGUGGAGGUCAAUGCUCCCUACUCUUCCCGCAUUGGGGUUUUCCUGGACUAUGAUGGCGGCACUCUCUCCUUCUACAACGCCUCUGAGUCCAUGUCACUUAUCCACCAGUUCAAAGCCUCUUUCAGUGAGCCAGUCUAUCCUGGCUUCUGGGUGUGGUACGAGUCGGCCAUCACUAUUUGCCAGCUGUAGAACUGUUGUGUUUUGGUGCUAGAGUUGUUCAAGGGUAUAUUUUAUUUUUUGAUAAUUAGGAGGCAUAUGAAAUUAUUCCAAUACAGAAUUUAAAAAGUUUUGUAGAAACUAAUUUUAAACAAAAUCCCUCAUUUAUACAAAAUCCCUGUAUGUGAAGUUAUUUACAGUAUGAUAUCUGGUUGAAGUACCUGUAUUGUGAUGAUAUGAACACUGGUUUACUUUUAGUAUAUUUUCAGAUGCAAUGUAUAUCUGUCUGUAUAUGUCUGUCCCAAGUGUAAUCAUAAUUUGCAUACUAAGUAACACUGUGUUUUUGUGAACAUGAAGAGAGCUAAUGAUCAGAAUGUACAGUAUCUAUAUAUUCAGAAUUUUGUGUUUACGUAUGAAAAAAUCAAUAAAGUUUAUAUUUGAAU
This is a messenger RNA of Colossoma macropomum (tambaqui), 2147 nucleotides long. It is a transcript of the gene ftr83, whose product is annotated as finTRIM family, member 83. Gene Ontology annotation, molecular function: zinc ion binding; protein binding. The record is from RefSeq and is a predicted model, not a curated record. NCBI's taxonomy places the organism in Eukaryota, Metazoa, Chordata, Actinopteri, Characiformes, Serrasalmidae.